AUGGAAGAAGCUUUGGAAGAUUCAGAAGCCUUGAACCCACCUUCCCGACGUUCUCCCACACCACCUUCAUCUCCAUCCGAUCCCGGUGCGAUGGCCGAGAAUCAAGACAGUGCCGCGCUCCUAAAUGGAAGUGCGAUGAAACCUGAUGCCUUUGAUGGCACAAAAUCCAAGUAUAUCGCUUGGAAGACGCAAAUGAAAUUGUAUGUAGUCACACAGAGAAAGCGGCUACCAGAACAAUUUGACAGGGUCCUUAUGAUCUUGUCGUAUAUGAAAGGUGGACAUGCAGGCGAAUACGUUGCCACAUACAUGAAGAAGUAUGACACGGAUGAAGAUACUGCAGAAGCGUACGAUAGGCUGCAAGCAAUGCAGAUGGGAGCGCUAUCAGCACAGGAGUUCUUCUCGAAGUUUGAAUUAUGCGCCUUCCAGGUGAACAUUCACGACUUCGAGGCACAUUUCCAGGAGUUAAAAUUGCUUCUAGAAAAAGCACUCCGGGCCGACAUCAUUCGGCUUCUUUACAAUUUGUCAGAAGAACUCCCCGCUACAUACGCACUCUACAAACAAUGGGUCGCACGCAUUGACCUGAAUUAG
This is a messenger RNA of Phanerochaete carnosa HHB-10118-sp, 588 nucleotides long. RefSeq lists its product as uncharacterized. The coding region runs from base 1 to 588 and encodes 195 amino acids. The transcript is spliced from 2 exons. The record is from RefSeq and is a predicted model, not a curated record. NCBI's taxonomy places the organism in Eukaryota, Fungi, Basidiomycota, Agaricomycetes, Polyporales, Phanerochaetaceae.